AUGGACCCUUCCAAGGCAGCGUCGAGCAAUGUGACCGUCGAGUACACGGACCCAUCUGGACUAUUUCCUCUGGUCCAGCCCGUUGUCGAGUCGAAGCUCCCCCUGAAGAAUCUCCACUGGAAAUCGCCCACUCGCCCCGUUCGAUCGAUUGAGUCUCUCCGGAUCGGAUUUGCGCCCGCCCGGAAUGAGCCGAGUGAACGAAAAUCGUCUAGCGAAGGCGCCGGAGCUGUGCCGCAUCGCCGGCAUCAGAUCCCCGGUCUGCGACAGACGCCAUACCUAAAGGUCUACCUCCUCCGUUGCGACGACAACGAUACCUACAAGGCAACCGCGCGCAAGACCCUACGGGAAUGGAUCAAAGCGCAGGGAGCGUCAAGUACGGGUCAAUCGACCGGAAGCAGCCAGGAAAAGCACGAUGCAUUCGAAUGGCUCAUCCUACAUGUCGUACAAGACGGUGAAGGUGCUGAGAAGGCGCCUGCGCCCACCUCAAAAUGGGGACGAAGCACGACGACUGUACUCGAGAAAGUCAAGGCCGACUUCAACGGAUCCUCCAAGACAGCAGUCGACCGUGUAGCGCAAUUGCGACUCCCGAAGCAAGGAAACCCAAAAUCCCCUGAAUUGGCCGAGCAGCUUGAGGACCUAAUUGAUAAAAUGAAGAAUGGCAUUCUGGCAUCUUUCGAUCUUCGCGUGGCCCAGUAUGAGGAAGACAUCAAGGAAAAGGAUGCGCAGCGGAGUCUCCCCGGGUGGAACUUCUGCACAUUCUUUAUCUUGAAAGAGGGUCUUGCGCGGGGAUUCGAGAAUGUGGGAUUGUUCGACGAUGCAUUAGUGGGAUAUGAUGAAUUGUCUGUUGGGUUGGAUGCCGCUAUUCGCGACCAACUUGAAGGCAGUGGAGAACAGCAUGGCAAUACUCUUUUGAACUCUAGCAAGAGCUGGGUGGAAGCUGCCAAAAAGGCCCUGGAAGCAGGCGCAUCGACGGACGAAGGCAACGAGAAAGGCCCGUCGCUGGAAAUUCAAACGGAGGACUUUCCUCUGAGCUCCAACAAAUUUCCAUACCGAGAAAUGAUCUUGGCUAGCGAUAUUUCCAUCUUCGACUUCCGCACCUACAUCUUCUCUCGCCAGCUUACUUUACUGCUGCGUGCUGCAAGAGCUCCAUCUCUGGCUGGGACGGAACCGGCGACGCGUGAGAAAAAACCAGAGGAUCUGAUCUUGCUUUCGGAGAUUUGUCAGAGAUCCACUGAAUUCAUCAGUCUGGCUGCACGCACCCUUCGCUACGGCCUGGACUAUGGACUUGCCGAAGUGGAAAACGUUGCCAAAGCGGACACCAUCAGCAAUUUUGUUUCUAACUGGGCAUAUUCGGCAGCUCUGCAAAUUCUGGAUCAAACUUUCACCUCAGCUCUGAGCUUGCCGGAGUCACCCAUUCAAGCAGUGACUCGGGGCAACGAGCCUUCGAAUCCCAUUCCCCCAGGACCGGAGAAUCGCAAUGACGUUCCUCGUAGGUCCAGUUCAUUGAUUCAAUCAUCCGGCGGUCGUCCUCCCCGUCCGGUAACCCAGGACAUGUCUGAAUCAAUCGGCCUGCUUCAAAGGCGCUCAACCUUGGAUCAUCCCAAGCCUGCUUCUCCUCCAACACAGAAAACCGGCUCAGAGCAACUGGCAUCCGCGCGAGGGGAGCUGCUGCUUCUGGCACGGCAAUCUCUUGAGGAGAUCGCUCGCCGCCGUGGCUGGGCUGAAAAGUGGAACAGCCUUGGUCUACUCUUCGAUGAUAGCUGUGGCUCUAAUGGCCUCGCAGAUGUCUCUUUGGACGAUGGCAAUGAGAAAAAUGGUUCUCAGCCCCAAAAGUCAUCACUCGUUGGCGUAGAGCUUUCUACACUCAGAGCGGCAUUGGUUUCCAGAGAGACAUAUUUGACAGUAUAUGAGGAGCUUACGGACCACAUCAUCCGUCAUCAUAUUGUUGCCAAUCGAGCCAACUCGGCUGAAAUGGCAUUGGCAGACAUUGCCAUUCUUCGCUUCCGACAAGGCGAUUACGAGGCUGCAGCCUCCUACUUCCACCAAAUGGCUCCUUUCUACGGAAGUAAACUCUGGGUGGUCCUGGAAGGAACCAUGCUUGAGCUCUACUCUCGGUGUCUGAAGGAGCUCAAGCGUAACGAAGACUAUGUUCGGAUGAUGCUCAAGCUUCUCGCCAAAUUUGCUGCGUAUUCGCAAUCUAAGCUGUCUCUGCGGCAAAAGUCCUCGGCUGCUCCAAUUUCCAUCGUUCAGCAGGAGCAGCUUUCCGGGUACGUUGCUGACCUCUUCAAGGGAGUCAGUGAUCUGCAAAAAGACGUCACGGCGUCCUUGCUGGAUUUCUUCGCAGAUCUACAAGUCGACCCAGCUGUUCGAUUGUACGAUGAUAAGGAUGGGUUCCAGAUCCAGCUUUCCUUGAGGUACCUGCUUGGUCCUCAGGUUGAUAUCGACUCCGUCAAAGUCCGACUUGUCAGCGCCAGCGCGUCUCAGAACACUGAGCACUGGAUCGAAGGAUCGGCCAAUUUCACGAUCAAAUCGUCGAUGACCAAGAUUCUCAUUGAUUCUCCGACUACACUUCAAGGCAAGUAUAUUGUCGAUCGACUCGAGAUGAAGUCCGGCAAUCUCCUUUUCACAUUCAACAGCGGACAGCACUCGGGUCUUCCGGUUGGCUUCCGGGAGACCGAGGAUGCAGAGGAGACGGACCGACGGCCAUACAUCUUCUGUUAUCCUGCGCCGAGUGGACUGCAAGCGAAGGUGGUGUCACCCCACCUGAUCAAUCUGGAAGCCAUGCGUACGCUAGAGCUGGAACUCGAGAGCGGACGAAAUGACAUCAAGUCCGGUACCAUUCGCGUGCGACCAGCCACGGCCGGCCUGCGCCUGCGGAUAGCGGAGACCGAAGUGGUGGAGGGUGAGCUUGAAGUGGUGGCCAACAAUGACUCUGGGGUCAUCGAGUUUACCUACUUGCCUCCUAAGUCAUUUGUGCGACUCCGGAUCCCUUACACUGUGGAAGAAGCAUACACCACACUAUCUGCACGGGCAGAGGUCGGGUAUGAAACGGCACAGGGUCGAUUUGCUUUUUCGACAGUGCAUAGUGUUGUUGCCACGCUCCCCAUAUCGGUCAACGUGCAGGACAUUUUCAAGGAUGAAUUGCUGUUCUCGCGUUUCACUAUCAGCCCCGCCAUGUUGAUUCCACUGCGCAUCACAAACUGCAGUCUUCCCAGCUCCGAGGCCUAUGACGUGCAGUCCAGUAUCACCGGCCCCGUGGCGCUAGAUGUCUUCCCCAAGCAACCUGCUUCCCUGCUGUACAAGAUCCGCCCUGUCGGGAAAUCAGCCACGGCCUCCCCGACCGGAAAGCGCAGUCUUCGUCUUCGGGUUGACUUUACCUGUGUGGACGAUGAAAGUCUCGAUGCGAUUGAGAAACAGUUUGGCUCUGCGCUCGAGUCUAGUCCGUUUAGCCAGUAUGCCUCGUUGCUGACAUCGCAUAUGGUUGGCAGCGUUCGUGGUCAGCUCUCCACCGCUGACAUGGAAGUCAUUGGCCUCAUUCGGGAAGUUCAAAUGCCCCCGUACCGCAGUGUCCGUUGGGAUGAUUUGUUGGCUGCAUUGAAGGGACGCACGGAGGAACUGCACGAAUGGCUCACGGUAUGGCACGAGAACAACCCAAUCAUCCGGCUGCCCUCGCAGCCCUCCAUCCCCACCCGGAGUAUCGUGAUCCCCGUCGACAUUCCGGAGAUCCAAGUGGUACAUACGGCCGAGUUGCAGCUCCAGCCUGGUGCCCAAACCAGUGAAUCUGGAACCACCCACGCGGCCGUGGGCCAGAUGAUCACCGCCGAGCUGUGUCUCCGCCACACACGCCGUUGGUGCUCCCCAACAAGCCAGGAACUGGCCGGGCAGCCUCUCGAAUGCUCGUACGAACUCCACGCCAACCCCGAGCUCUGGCUGUUGGGUGGCCGGCGCCGAGGCAAUUUCCUCAUUCGCGAAGGUGAAACCACCCGGUUCACGGUGCUUUUGCUGCCCCAGAAGCCUGGCCAUCUUCUCCUGCCUGGACUUGAGAUUCGCACCUACGCGCCAUCCCAGACACCCACCCCGACUUCUCCGCCUGCGACAUCUGAUCCGGCCCCAGGAGGGGUUCCCGGGGCUCCGGCGCAGCGACACGCCAUUCCCUGUGAGGUGGACUAUCGUAAUCAUGGGGAGACGGUGCUGGUGCUGCCGGAUCUUCGCAAGACGACAGUUAGUCUCAGUGCCUCGGGCACCGGGGGUCGUCGUGGCUUGUCGAUUCGGAGCGACGUGCGGAGGUGCACUAAUCAUUAA
This is a messenger RNA of Penicillium argentinense, 4302 nucleotides long. Its product is annotated as putative TMEM1 family protein. Gene Ontology annotation, biological process: early endosome to Golgi transport; intra-Golgi vesicle-mediated transport. NCBI's taxonomy places the organism in Eukaryota, Fungi, Ascomycota, Eurotiomycetes, Eurotiales, Aspergillaceae. The transcript is spliced from 4 exons. The record is from RefSeq and is a predicted model, not a curated record. Gene Ontology annotation, cellular component: TRAPPII protein complex. The coding region runs from base 1 to 4302 and encodes 1433 amino acids.